AUGCCUCCUAGUUAUGGAUGUCGCAACCACAACGAUCAAAAAGAUCCUCAGAAGGACAACGAAAAGUUGUGUCUUCCUAGUUGUGGACAACGCAGUCUUCAAAAAGAACACUGCGAAGGACAUUCCCGUAUAGAAAAGUACUUGCCCGAAGAUCAGUCAAAAGAGA
This is a messenger RNA of Racocetra fulgida, 166 nucleotides long. The record is from the annotation of a GenBank genome assembly. Lineage: Eukaryota; Fungi; Glomeromycota; Glomeromycetes; Diversisporales; Gigasporaceae.